Molecule: messenger RNA, 1580 nt
Organism: Didymodactylos carnosus
Lineage: Eukaryota; Metazoa; Rotifera; Eurotatoria; Philodinida; Philodinidae
Source: the annotation of a GenBank genome assembly
CCCACCGUGUUAAAUCCCUCUUAACAUCCAUAAACAAUUUACCGCAUAUUAUUUUCCACCUGGUUUCCUUUGGUUGUGGGGUGGUUUUGAGUUUUUUUGCAAAUUCUAACUUUCUUCAAAACCACCAGAAACCCUCUGGAAACCCUGUGAACAUCUCUACAUUAUCAUCAUCAGAUUGUUCAUCAUUUCUAAGCCAUUCUGCGUUAUCAGAGAUGACUUUGAAGCAAAACCCGCGAAAAUAGUGCAGAAGGAGUUGGCCGUCUUGGAGACGUGCUCAGUAAAAGUGGAUUUUCUCAGUGAAGAAAAAGAAUUUCGCAAAAAGCACUUUAUUAGUUUGAUGCACGCUUUCAACACGUACCGGUUUUCGACAAUGGGAAAAAUCCAUUUUCGAUCCUAGAAAUCUGAAAGUUGCUUUUCUCAAAACUCGAAAACGAAAUCUAGAAAACCUAGAGUCACUUUUUUGAAAACGUAGAUUUUUAAAGUUUUUGACAUCCAAGUAUUUUGAGAAUAUCUCAGCGAGGAAACGGUUUUGGAAGAUUGAGACGUGAUAUUCGUGAUCCUUAUUCAAUUCUCCAUCGAAUGAUGUAUAAACGAGCAAAAUCUAAAUUCCGCUCGAACUCUGCUUUCCGUGCAUCUUAUGAAAAAUGCUGAUUUACACUUAUGUUGUAGAAUUUGGUUCAUGGCAACAUACACAUGAAUAUUUAACACAAUAUGCUAAUAAACUUAAUCUAAAUCCUCAUAUAUGCCUUCGAACAAAGGUCAUAUCAGUAUGUAAGCAAGAUGAUGAUUUAAAAAAUGGAUCCAAACAAUGGAUGGUAACCGUACGACAAGAUAAAGGCAAUGUAACAACAUUAUCAUCUGAUUUAAUUGUCGUUGCUGCCGGACUAUUUUUUCAUCUGGAAUUACCCACAUUCAAUGGUCAAGAAAAAUUUUCUGGUUCAAUUAUUCAUGCAUGUUCAAUUAAAACACAUGAACAAUUAAAAAAUAAGAUUUGUAUAGUUAUUGGUGGUACAAAAUCGGCUGCCGAUAUGGCUGUUUUAGCUGCUGAAUAUGGGCUUAAAUGUUAUAUGAUUUUUCGUCGAAUAAAUUGGUUUUUUCCACGUUAUUUUCCAAACAGUAAACUACCAGCUAAAUAUUUAUUUACAAAAUUUUUCUCCUUAAAAAAAGCUGGGAAAAUUAUAGGUAAACUUAGAUGGAUUGAUGAAAUUGUUGGAGAAAAAACAGUUCGUUUAAAUACGGAGGAAAUGCAACAAGAAAUAUUAGCUGUUGAAAAAUAUAAAGAUGAUCCAUUUCAUCGAGCAGGUUGGUUCGAACCAAUUAAAGUUUAUUUAAGUGAUAUGAAUUUAAGAUUAGUUCCAACCAAUAACUGGUUAACUGAAUAUUUUGGUGAUUGUAACGGUGUUUUACUUGCAGUCCGAACCCGUGAAGUUCUCCGAUCUUCAUGUGGAUUUGAUGGUACAAUUGUAGAAUUUGUUCCAACAGAUGAAACAAUUAUAGAAUUUUAUAAACCGAAUUUAUCUGAUUGUACAUUUGGCACAGUUACAUCAUGUCGUGAUGUACUCGCUGUACAUUCGACUUAA